Messenger RNA from Symbiodinium sp. CCMP2592, 2787 nucleotides. Lineage: Eukaryota; Dinophyceae; Suessiales; Symbiodiniaceae. The record is from the annotation of a GenBank genome assembly.
AUGGGCGCGUGCAUAGGAAAGCCGGAUGUCAUCCGAAACAGCGUGGUCGUCUCCGACAACGAGCGGGGCAAACCAGUCGCGUCCGCCGAGGUUUUGGUCGAACCGAAGCACGCCAAAGGCGACACAGUGUCAAGAAGCAAGUUCAUCAUUAGCCACCCUGGCGAUGUACAGGACAUGUAUACAUUGCAGGCGAAUAAGAUCGGUGAAGGCACCUAUGGCUCCGUCACCAUUGGCGUGCACAACAGUACGCACCAGCAGCGUGCGAUCAAGACCAUGUCAAAAGCCAAUAUUUAUCUUUGUUUCGGAGCUGGCCACCUGCAGCCGUUUCUUGGAAGCAUGGGCGGUGGGCACUCGCAAGAGCUGGAAGGUCCCGUGACACCGGUUCAGUUCAGCUUCGACGGGCUACCGCUAACGCAUGAUGGAUUUGGAGCGCUGCUGAAUCGGUGUUUGCAGGUAUCCCCUUCAGCCCCGACCGUUGUGGAAGGCGAUGACCUUCGCAGGCGUUGCGAUGCAGUGGGCCAGCUUUUGAGCGACGUGCAAGCCGACAUUCUCUUCAGUCUUUCUGAUUGGGGCGCUUUCUUCUCCAGCAAGAAGAAAGCUCACAGGGACGCGGUCGUUGGCCAGCUUUUCGCUUUCCUCACCGGUAUGCUUUGCUUUCAGUCUCCGGAGCGGCACACUGGCAGAAGGAUGGAUGACUGGUGCUGCCUCUUCGAGGCAAAAUACGGUGCUGCAGAGGUGGCACUCAGCAGAGGAAGCGGCUGCAUGCAAACUUUAGGCGAGCUGUCCACGAUCCUUUGCCGCACGGCGCAGUCUGAGAAGAUGGUGGGAGACAGGGUGAAGGACGCGACGAAAGCCUUGCUCCAAUUCUUAACCGAGCAGACAGAAAAAAUGGCAGAGAUACUUGUGGAUGACCUCGAAGAACACAGCCAAGCAAUUCGGAUGGCCAUGCAGAGGCGUUCAGAUCUGGUGGUUGCAGCAACUCUAUUGCAGGAGAGCGGCUGGUCGUUCACCUCGCAGAAAGUCAACGGUGUGUGCCGUGCGCCAUCUUUGCUCCGACUUAUAGGGUUUCCCGAUCCGACCUCUACCACGAAAGCAUCACCAGAGGAGCAGCAGAGGCUUCAGUCUGUGAUCGGGCAGAGCCCGGAUUUGUUCUGGCAAGUGCAUGGUACUCCUUCACAUGAUGACAUGGGCACUUGGGUAACGCACGAUGGUGUCCGCUACUGGUGCAAAGUGGAAUUGCCCGUCUCGGUCUACUACGUGGGGAAGCAUGUCGUCCGCUUCCAACAAGAGAUCCAGAUCAUGAAAACCAUGGACCAUCCAAACAUCAUCAAGCUCUACGAAACUUUCGAGGACCGGAAGCACAUCUACCUGGCCAUGGAGUUGUGUACAGGUGGCGAACUUUUCGAUCGCAUCAUCGAGGUGGGCCAGUUUACCGAGAAGGAUGCUGCGAUCGUAGUGCAGCAGAUGCUCUCGGCAGUCUUCUACAUGCAUACCCGCGGUGUAUGCCAUCGUGACCUCAAGCCAGAGAACUUCUUGUUCCUGUCCAAGGGUCCCAUCGAGAACACGCUGCUGAAGAUCAUCGAUUUCGGGCUAUCCAAGUGCUUUGACGCCAGCAUCCCCAUGGCCACCAAAGCAGGCACUCCUUACUACGUGGCACCCCAGGUCCUGCAGGGCAAGUACGACAACUCAUGCGAUCUUUGGAGCUGCGGAGUCAUCAUGUACACAAUGUUGUGCGGGUACCCGCCUUUCUACGGCAAGACUGAUCAGGAGGUCCUCAGCAAGGUGCGGAAAGGUAUUUAUCAGUUCGAGCCGAAGUAUUGGAGGCACAUCUCCGCGGAUGCCAAGAAGCUGAUUGGACUACUGCUCAAAUUCGAGCCGGAGUCGCGCUACACUGCUGAGGAGGCGCUGCAGGAUGUUUGGAUCAAAGAGCGAGCACCCAAAGCAGAGAACAUCUGCUUGCAGGAUCGUAUCAUGCACAACCUGAAGAGCUUCAGGUCCAAGAACAAGCUCAAGAAAGCGGCCUUGAACAUCAUCGCCUCCCAGAUGAGCGAAGCCGAGAUCGCAGACCUGCGGGAGAUAUUUAAAGCGCUCGACAUGAAUGGUGAUGGCUUCCUGACCACCACGGAGCUGAAGGAUGGCAUCACGAAGGCGCGCGCGAGGAGCCCGACGAUCGACUUGCAGGCGAUCAUGGAAGGUGUCGAUGCGGACGGCAGUGGUCUCAUCGACUACACCGAGUUCUUGGCUGCCACAUUGGACAGGAAGGUUUACCUCCAGAGGGAUGUUUGCUUCGCGGCCUUCUCGGUUUUCGACCGGGAUGGCGAUGGAUGCAUCACACUUGACGAGCUGAAGCAGAUCUUGGAGAAUGGCUCUGUGGAGGACGUUAUCGAUACGUGGACUUCGGAAGAGCUUCUCCAGGACGUAGACCGAAAUGGUGACGGCUCGAUCGAUUUCGAGGAGUUCAUGGAAAUGAUGCGGGGAGGGAGAUCUAUGUCUCUGUAUACGGAGGCCGAAACACCUAAGGGCGGUCGCUCGCCCGCCCUCCUUCGGUCGCGCAGCCGUGCGCUGCUGCUUUUGCAGGAUAGCUGCUGGAGAGAAGACGGACUGGACACUGGCGCUUGCACGCGCUGGGCUCCUUCAAAGAAGGGCCUCGUCGAAGCUCUGGGACGUCCUUCCUGCAAAGCCUGGAAAUCGUGGGCAGAUAGCUGGCACAGACCAGGCCUCAGAGCAGAGGUGCUUGAAAGCAGACUUUAUGAUAUUGUUCGAAGACAGUACUUUUUUUUGUUUUAA